UACCCAGCAGCCGUCUUUCAUUUCCGACAAACUGUUCAACACAGCCGUCAAAAUAAUUCACCAACCCAGUGACCCGAACAUACCCAAGGCUAUAAUGCCCUAUAACGGUUCAACCAAUGGCAGUGCCGGUGGCGGCGGGGGUGUUCUUGUGGUCAGUGAUGGGCCGCAAAAUAAAAAGAUCCGCACCGGUGUCCAGCAGUCGGGAGAUGGUGAUGUACACAUGAUUGCCAGGACAACCACUCAAAGCCAACAACAGCCCUUGAUGAAUAAAUCCAAUGAUGAUCUAAGAAGAAAACGCCCCGAAUCCACAAGGCCAAAUCACAUUUUGCUGUUCACCAUCAUAAAUCCAUUCUAUCCGAUUACAGUUGUAAGUAGACAAUUUUCAUGUUGUUGUUGUUCACAGGAGACUACCAGACAACCAGAUGACAGAUCGGCCAGUUUUCAUAAUGGACAAGCCAUGCCAAGUCCCCACUCAUCCCAACCUAACUUUUCUGCCAAGAUAUGUCUAUUUGAUGG
Messenger RNA from Musca vetustissima, 516 nucleotides. RefSeq lists its product as uncharacterized. The annotation marks the transcript as partial. NCBI's taxonomy places the organism in Eukaryota, Metazoa, Arthropoda, Insecta, Diptera, Muscidae. The record is from RefSeq and is a predicted model, not a curated record. The transcript is spliced from 3 exons.